GCUCGCACAGCGUUGCCACUCUUUUGAAUUUUGUUAUACAGCGACGUCCGCCAUUGUCGCGUCUUUCAUCCAACCAACCAAAAAAAAAGUGUGUGAAAAUCGUGCGACUUUAAACGCAUUCGAAUUGUGCAAAUAGCGUGUAUAUUUGUAGGUGAACAAAAGUGAAAAAUGGCCUCGCCCUCGCCGGCGAACAGUCCGAUGCCGCCGCCACAGGCUCCCAGCCCAAUGGCGCCCCCGUCGCAAUCUCCCGCUCCCUCUCCCCACAGUCCUUAUCCGCAUCAGGGCCCACCACAGGGACCGCCUCAAGGGCCGCCGCCCGGUGCACCGCAUAUGCAAGGACCACCCGGACCACCGCCCGGACAUCCUGGAGGACCCUAUGGUCAUCCCAUGCAGCAUGUGGCUCCUGGCCAAGGGCCACCAGGUCAUCAUAUGCCGCCACAUCAUCAGGGCAUGACGCCACACAUGGGAAUGCAGAUGCCGCCAACUGGACCGAAUAUGUCGCCUCUGGGAUAUCAAACGCAUGGAAUGCCUCCUAAUUAUGUGUUUUCAUUACAGGCGCCCUCGCAGCCUGGCCAGGGACCACCUGGCGGCCCGCCCGGUGGCCAGCCGGAGCGAUCCGGACAAGAGAAUUUGCAUGCACUGCAGCGGGCAAUCGAUUCCAUGGAGGAGAAGGGAUUGCAAGAGGAUCCACGCUACUCGCAGCUGCUGGCAAUGCGUGCGACAUCGAAGCAUCAGCAUCUUAAUGGUAACCAAGUGAGUUUGUUGCGCACACAGAUCACAGCGUAUCGCUUGCUGGCCCGCAACAAGCCCAUCUCCAUGCAGACCCAACAGUCGCUGCAAGCCUAUCAGAUGGCCCAGCAACAGCAGCAACAACAGCCGCCGCCAAUCGGACCCCCAGGCAUGCCUGGAGGACCGCCACCUGGAGCACAACAUGGCGGCCAGCCACCUAUGCAGCCACAGCAGCCGCCAUCAACCGGAACGCCGCCGCAAUGUUCCACGCCGCCAGCGAGUCCGUACGGUCCGCCUGUGCCCGGCCAGAAAUUGCAGCCAGCGCCUCCGCCGCACAUGCAAACGCAGCCAUUGCAACCACAGCCGCCACUUCUAGGAGGCGCACCAAUGCCGCCACAGCAACAGCAACAAGUGCAACAACAGCAGCAGCAGCAGCAACAACAACAGCAGCAGCAACAGCAAGUACAGCAGCAGCAGCAACCAAUGCCGCAACAGCAGCCGCUGCAACCGCCGCCAGAUCAACUGCAGCAUCAGCUGCCCAAUGGCGGCAAACCGCUGGCCAUGGGUCCAGUGGGCGGACCACCUUUGAUACCACCCACGCCGAUGCAGCAGCAACAGCAGGGCGUGCGUCCCUCGGCACCCGGAUUGCCAGGCAGUCAAGUGGCGCCACCUGGUCCACCGCGUCCAGGCGGUCCACCGGGUCAACAGCUGCCCAUGGCGAAACCGAAUCGCGUCACAACUGUGGCGAAACCCGUGGGUCUCGAUCCCAUAACGUUGCUGCAGGAGCGUGAGAAUCGUGUCGCCGCACGGAUCUCGCUUCGCAUGCAGGAGCUGCAACGUCUGCCGGCCACAAUGCCUGAGGAUUUGCGUCUGCAGGCGGCCAUUGAACUGCGAGCGCUGCGUGUGCUCAACUUUCAGCGACAGCUGCGCAUGGAGAUUGUGCAGUGCACGCGACGCGACACCACGCUGGAGACGGCCAUCAACAUGAAGUUCUACAAGCGCACGAAGCGUCAAGGAUUACGCGAGGCACGCGCUACUGAGAAGCUGGAGAAGCAGCAGAAACUGGAGGCGGAACGCAAGCGUCGCCAGAAGCAUUUGGAGUUCUUGGCUGCGGUGCUGCAGCAUGGAAAGGAUCUGCGCGAAUAUCAUCGCAAUAAUAAGGCUCAGUUGGCACGCAUGAACAAGGCGGUGAUGAAUUAUCACGCGAAUGCGGAGCGCGAACAGAAGAAGGAACAGGAGCGCAUUGAGAAAGAACGUAUGCGUCGCCUCAUGGCUGAGGACGAAGAAGGUUAUCGCAAGCUCAUUGAUCAGAAGAAGGACAAACGUUUGGCAUUCCUGCUCUCGCAGACCGACGAGUACAUCAGCAAUCUCACGCAGAUGGUGAAGCAACACAAGGAUGAUCAGAUGAAGAAGAAGGAGGAGGAGGGCAAGCGACUGCAGCAAUACAAGAAGGAGUUGCUGAUGAGUGGUGAAUACGUGAACAUUGAUGAGAGCAGCAUUGCUGCCGAUAUGCGUGUCGCUGUCGUGGAACAGUGCAGCGGCAAGAAGCUAACUGGCGACGAUGCACCGAUGCUGAAGCAUUUGCAUCGCUGGCUCAACAUGCAUCCCGGCUGGGAUUGGAUCGAUGACGAUGACGAGGAGAGCGAAGAGUCGCCCGAAAAGAAACCCAAGCCUAAGCUGGAGGAGUUGCCCGAGCGUAGCGCUGCAGCUGCCGAAGGUUCCCAGGAUGCCACGGAUAAGGCAGCACAGCCGGGAGAUGCCGAAUCCACGGAUCUGAUCAAUCAAGUUAAAGUGGAGGACGAUGAGUAUCGUACAGAGGAGCAGACGUACUACAGCAUUGCGCAUACCGUGCACGAAAAGGUCACUGAGCAGGCGAGCAUUAUGGUCAACGGUCAGCUUAAGGAAUAUCAGCUUAAGGGUCUGGAGUGGCUCGUUUCACUGUACAACAACAAUUUGAAUGGCAUUCUGGCCGAUGAAAUGGGUCUGGGAAAGACUAUUCAGACCAUAUCGCUGGUCACUUAUUUGAUGGAUCGGAAGAAGGUGAUGGGACCCUAUUUGAUCAUUGUGCCGCUUUCCACUCUGCCCAAUUGGGUGCUCGAGUUUGAGAAGUGGGCUCCAGCAGUGGGAGUGGUCAGCUACAAAGGAAGUCCGCAGGGACGUCGCGUGCUGCAGAAUCAGAUGCGUGCCACAAAGUUUAAUGUGCUGCUCACCACAUACGAGUAUGUGAUCAAGGACAAAGCGGUGCUGGCGAAGAUCCAGUGGAAAUACAUGAUCAUCGAUGAGGGUCAUCGCAUGAAGAACCAUCACUGCAAGUUGACGCAGGUGCUCAACACUCACUACAUUGCGCCGUAUCGUCUGCUCUUGACCGGUACACCGCUGCAGAAUAAGCUGCCCGAGUUGUGGGCGCUGCUUAAUUUCCUGCUGCCCUCUAUCUUCAAGUCGUGCUCGACAUUUGAGCAGUGGUUCAAUGCACCGUUCGCCACCACGGGCGAGAAGGUUGAACUCAAUGAAGAAGAAACGAUUUUGAUUAUUCGACGUCUUCACAAAGUGUUGCGUCCCUUCCUGUUGCGUCGUCUCAAAAAGGAGGUCGAACAUCAGCUGCCCGACAAGGUUGAGUACAUCAUCAAGUGCGACAUGUCGGCGCUGCAACGAGUGCUCUACAAGCACAUGCAGAGCAAGGGCGUGCUGCUCACCGAUGGCUCCGAGAAGGGCAAACAUGGCAAGGGCGGCGCCAAGGCGCUGAUGAACACCAUUGUGCAGCUGCGCAAGCUCUGUAAUCAUCCAUUCAUGUUCCAACACAUCGAGGAGAAGUACUGCGAUCACACUGGUGGACAUGGCGUGGUGUCUGGUCCCGAUCUGUAUCGUGUGUCGGGUAAAUUUGAACUGCUCGAUCGCAUUUUGCCCAAGCUGAAGGCCACCAAUCAUCGUGUACUGCUCUUCUGUCAGAUGACGCAGUGCAUGACCAUCAUUGAGGAUUAUCUCGGCUGGCGACAGUUUGGCUAUCUGCGCUUGGAUGGUACCACCAAGGCCGAGGACCGUGGCGACCUGUUGCGCAAAUUCAAUGCCAAGGACUCUGACUACUUUGUCUUCUUGCUGUCCACACGUGCCGGUGGUCUUGGUCUCAAUUUACAGACUGCUGAUACUGUGGUCAUUUUCGAUUCGGAUUGGAAUCCCCAUCAGGAUUUGCAGGCACAGGAUCGUGCGCAUCGUAUUGGUCAACGCAACGAAGUGCGUGUGCUACGUCUGAUGACUGUCAACUCGGUGGAGGAGCGUAUUCUCGCUGCGGCACGUUACAAACUGAAUAUGGAUGAAAAGGUUAUUCAGGCGGGUAUGUUCGAUCAGAAGUCGACAGGCAGCGAACGACAGCAGUUCCUGCAGACCAUCCUGCAUCAGGAUGACAACGAGGAAGAGGAGGAGAAUGAGGUGCCCGACGAUGAAAUGAUCAAUAUGAUGAUUGCGCGCAGCGAGGAGGAGAUUGAGAUCUUCAAGAAGAUGGAUAUAGAGCGCAAGAAGGAGGACGAAGAGAUUCAUCCGGGCAGAGAGCGUCUGAUCGAUGAGUCCGAGCUGCCUGACUGGCUAACCAAGGACGAUGACGAGGUGGAGCGCUUCCACUAUCAGUACGACGAGGAUACUAUUCUAGGUCGUGGUUCCAGGCAGCGCAAGGAGGUGGACUACACGGACAGCUUGACCGAGAAGGAGUGGCUGAAGGCUAUCGACGAUGGCGCCGAGUUCGAUGAGGAAGAGGAAGAGGACAACGAUUCGAAGCGCAAACGUCGCAAGCGCAAGAAUCGCAAAGAUGAAUCCGACGAUGAUUCACUUAUACUUAAGCGUCGACGCCGCCAGAAUCUAGACAAGCGUUCGAAGAAGCAAAUGCACAAGAUCAUGAGUGCAGUCAUCAAGCACACGCAGGAUGGUCGCACUUUGUCGGAACCCUUCAUGAAGCUGCCCUCGCGUCAACGGCUCCCUGACUACUAUGAUGUCAUCAAGCGACCGGUGGACAUUAAGAAGAUACUGCAACGCAUUGAGGACUGCAAAUAUGCGGAUCUCAAUGAGCUGGAGAAGGACUUUACGCAACUCUGCCAGAAUGCGCAAAUCUACAACGAGGAGGCGUCGCUCAUCUAUCUCGAUUCCAUUGCUUUGCAAAAGGUCUUUGUGGCCGCCAGGCAACGAAUCACAGCGGCUGCCGAUGCUGCUGCUGUGGCGGCCGGAGAGAAUACGAGCGAAGCACAUGGCAAUGGUGGUGGCGGCGGAGGCAACAAUUCUGAUAACUCCGAUAACGAUGAUGAUGAUGGAGAUGAUGGUUCGGAUGAUGAGGAAAUUGCCACCACAUCAGCGGCAGCAGUGAAAAUGAAGCUAAAACUUAACAAAUCACUGGCCAGUGCACCAUCCACGCCCACACAAUCAGCGGCAUCGGUGGCCAGUGGAGCAGCGACCACAUCCAAGAAGCAGACGCGUCGCAAGCGCUCCCAGAAGAAAUACACCAUAUCCGAUGAUGAUGACGACGAUAUGGACUAGCUGCCACUGGGCAUCAUGUUUAAGCGCCAUGAAGCCGAUGUCGUCGCAGGUGAAACAGAAGCAGAAGCCGACUAACAUUUAGUUUAUUUAUAAGUUCUCCUCUUUUAUUCUUCGUCCCCCUUUAAAUUACCCACAAAGCAGCAUUGCAAUAAUGAAACUUUCAAACAGUUUGUCGCACAUAAUUAUUAUUAUAAAAACUCAAUGAUAUAUACAUAUAUAUUUAAAGCAAAUAACAAGUACUUUUUAAAUAAAUAUAUACAUACUUGCAAAAAGCAAAGCAAA
Molecule: messenger RNA, 5526 nt
Organism: Drosophila nasuta
Lineage: Eukaryota; Metazoa; Arthropoda; Insecta; Diptera; Drosophilidae
Gene: brm
Product: ATP-dependent helicase brm
Exons: 7
Coding region: 169-5244 (1691 amino acids)
Biological process (GO): regulation of DNA-templated transcription
Cellular component (GO): nucleus
Molecular function (GO): histone binding; ATP binding
Source: RefSeq, a predicted model, not a curated record